Messenger RNA from Linepithema humile (Argentine ant), 804 nucleotides. NCBI's taxonomy places the organism in Eukaryota, Metazoa, Arthropoda, Insecta, Hymenoptera, Formicidae. The record is from RefSeq and is a predicted model, not a curated record.
AUGAUCGCGGAGGAUUGGAUAAAAACGAAGAAAGCGGAAGAAAGAAGUAUGAUGAUUAAAAAAGCGCAGAAUGCACGUAUAAUUAUUACAUGUGGAUUUUGUUUAAUGGGAUUCGCUUGCAUUUUUAUUAUUGUUCUACCUAUUUUUGGCUUCUCAAUAAGACUGACACCUAACAUUACUGAUCCUGGAAGACCCAUGCCUAUACAGACCUAUUAUAUUUACGAUGUGACAAAAAGACCGCAGUACGAGUUAACAUUUGUUGUUCAAGCCGUUUAUAUUGUGCUAGCAAUGAUGUCUUAUACUGGAAUAGAUAAUUUUCUGAGUCUGCUUGUAUUUCAUAUAUCAGGCCAACUAAACAUACUAAAUAGACGUCUCUCAUAUUUGGAUAAAUAUAUAAAUACCUACGACGCGCUAAAGUGCUGUGUGGCAAAGCAUAUGCGCUUACUUAGAACAAUUGCCGUUAUUGAAGAUACAUAUAAUAUAACGCUUCUCGCACUAUUUUUAUACUUUGCUCUAUUCUUCGCUUUCUGUGGAUUUCGGAUUAUUAACUUAUUCGACGAGGGAAAUGAUAUGUCGAUUAUUCAUUUAAUAUAUUUUUUCGCUCUCAUUGUAAAUGCUAUUGUGCAUAUGUGUUUAUACUGUGCUCUUGGUGAAAUUUUGGUAGGCCAAUGUAAUGAAGUAUAUUAUGCGGGAUAUAAUAAUAAAUGGUACUCAAUGGAUCCAAAAAUUACAAAAGACUUGUUGAUUUUCUUAAUAAGAGGCAAUAAACCAGUUUAUCUCACCGCUGGAAAAUAUUUCCUAUGA